GUCCUGUCCGUGUUGUGACCGCCUUCAUGUUAAGGGCAAUCGGUGAUCCUCGUCUGUACUUUCAAGUUCUGCAUCAGUUAUGGUACCUAGCGACGCCUUAGUAGCUUCUUACCAAUAACCAUUGGAACCGACUGUGUACAGUGUCAGUACUCCGUACCUUUUCCGUAUUUCGCAUACUUGGCACAACGUGGCCUUUUCUGUAUACAAGGUUGUCGCUCACCUGUUCGCUUCCUUACCUUGCACAAAAAUCUCUCCUUCAAUAUACACAUACCAAGCUACCACUAUUUCGAGAUACUUCCACCUACUAUCGGGACGUCAAUAUCUAAACUGGCCCGUACUUGAAGGCUGAGUUGUAUACGGUGGCAUCAUGGCUCAAACACCACAGCAGAGAAAGGCUAACGAGAGGUAUGCAAAGCAUGAAGCCGCAAAGCGUGGCAAAGGAGGAGCGAUACCGAAGCCAAAGCAGCACACGCGGUCUCCAGUAUCUACAGGUUGGAUCGUCAUCCUUGCAUUCGUUGUCUGCGGUGGAAUUUUUCUCGAGCUGCUUGGGGUUGUGCCCAGGUUAUGGUCUGCGCUUGUUUCAAACUUCAAUCUAUUGUUGCAGUAGGCAUAGACGCAGCCUGCUAUGUCCCAUUAACUAUCGCACAUUAUUAUUCCCCACACCAGAUAGGUGGCAAAUUCCAUAAUGAUCACAUCAAGGCCUCGGACCUUCAACUUCUUGCCUUGCGCGUUACUUGUCGUCUUUGCUGUUAUGUAACCAUUGU
This is a messenger RNA of Aspergillus saccharolyticus JOP 1030-1, 764 nucleotides long. Its product is annotated as RAMP4 family protein. The record is from RefSeq and is a predicted model, not a curated record. Gene Ontology annotation, cellular component: endoplasmic reticulum. The coding region runs from base 368 to 607 and encodes 79 amino acids. Lineage: Eukaryota; Fungi; Ascomycota; Eurotiomycetes; Eurotiales; Aspergillaceae. The transcript has 4 exons.